Molecule: messenger RNA, 456 nt
Organism: Ostertagia ostertagi
Lineage: Eukaryota; Metazoa; Nematoda; Chromadorea; Rhabditida; Trichostrongylidae
Source: the annotation of a GenBank genome assembly
AUGUGGUUCUACGUCUUCAUCGCAAUUCUAUUCGGUUAUACAGUCGUUCUAAUUGCAUUCUUCAUGGGAUGGUGUACUCUGAUGCCGACAAGGUGUCAUCCUCGAAAGGAAAUACCGUUCAGUUCGGUCAAAUCUCCACGACGUAACACAAAGUACAUUGAGAUCGACUCUGUUUCAUCCAGUACGUCUCUGGACAUGUUUAAGCACAUACCGCGAAAGAUCUCAGAGUCACAGUCACACGCCAAGAAGAAAACUUCUUUAGAAGUUCCAUUUCAACCUCACCGAUACAACGACUACCUGCAUCCGAAAUACUCACUACCGCCUGUGAAAAUUGAUAUCGAAGACAUGCAGUGGGAAUACGCGCAACUUCUCAAGACACCAGGUCGAGCUGUUCGCACCAGUGUCAGUCCGUCAUCACGUCAUCCUAAAGAAUCGCGUUCCUGUCCUGAGUUGUGA